GGUGGAACCUAACUCGUCCCAAGCCCUGCUAUUUAAAAGUAGUUCGAAAAGAGAGAGAAAGAAAGAGAGAGGGACAGAUCAUACGAGCUACAGACGAACUGAAGGCUCAGUUAAUUAAUUUCUACUUUUUCUGGAAUUUUUCAUGCUUUAUUAAGGUUCUUUUCUUGAUUCUCUCUCCUGGGUAUCACUCACUUGUUUAGCCUUUCCCAUGAAUUUAUCUCUCUUCUACGUUUUCUCCAAUUUUUCAUGCUUUACACUUGUUAUUUUCUUAUUUUCUCUUUUGGGUAUUUCAUUUGUUUUGUUCUUUGUGAUUCUUCAGUACUUGGUCUAGUAUACCUGUGAAAUUUUGGAUACCUUUUCUUACCUGAUUAGAUGCAUAUUUCAAGAAUGUUGUCAGUGGAUUUUUGCAGGUUUUCAGAUCCUGUUGGCUUUAAGCUUAUUUUUCAGAUCAAUUAUGCUCAAACUUGAUUGGUCAUGUAUAAUUACUGCAGCCCACCUGCUAGAAUUCAAAUUGAUGGAAUUGGGUGAUGAAAUGCAGAAGAUAUUAUUCUGGAUUUCUCAGUUUUGUGCAGAGUGGCAAUCUUGCGCUUUGUUUACUCUGGUCUAUUAUACAUUUGAUUGUCGGCAUAUGGUACUUUGCACUGGGUAUUGCUGGUGCGCUUGAGAGCUGUCUUAUCUCUAUUGGUUUGUUGAAGAGGUACAAAGCCCUUGAUAUAGGCAAAGUCAGGUACCUGGCAAUUGUUAUAGACAGUGAAGAAGCUCGCCAGACAUCAAAGGUUAUUGAACUUCUGCGGUGGCUUGCGGCUAUCGGUGUCAAAAAUGCCUGCCUAUAUGAUCCAGAUGGAAUCUUGAAGAAAUUCAAGGAAGCCUUCAUGACAAGACUUGGGGAUGCGCAAUUGUCUGAGGAAGCUGCUGUAAAUGAUCCACUGCUUGACCAAAAGUAUAUGGCUUUGGAAUUUGCUUCAUUGUCUGAUGGAAAGGAGGCAGCAGCUAGAGCAGCUAACUUCCUUUUUGUGAAGUAUUAUUUGGGUGGAGCGGAUAAAAAACCCAUCUUCACUGAAUCUCUCAUGGCUGAGGCAUUAAAGGCUGUUGGUUGUAAGGUGACGGAACCUGACCUUCUAUUAGUGUAUGGCCCUGCAAGAUGCCACCUAGGGUUCCCAGCAUGGAGACUUCGGUACACUGAGAUUGUACAUAUGGGACCAUUGAAGUCCAUGAAAUAUGGUUCCCUAAUAAAAGUCAUUCGCAAGUUCACAAUGGUGCGCCAGAACUAUGACCUUAGCAGUGCAAGAAAAGACCCAGAAGACUAUUGGAAGAGCAUAAUGAAAGGUGAGCCCAUGCCCAAAGCAAUCAAAGACCUUUUCCAUGAAGAUCUUGCAUCUCAAUCCACAUCUUCUCAGGCUUCAAAAAUGGAUCAUUUCAUCAAGGAUUUCGAUUUCAAGCCUAGUGUUAUAAUCUAUCACAGCCAUAUCAGGACUCCGAGGCGGGUUGCGAAACCGAAAUCCGCCCCUAAAGCCAAAAAUCUUUUGUUAGGCCAAGUGUAA
This is a messenger RNA of Ilex paraguariensis (yerba mate), 1541 nucleotides long. The record is from the annotation of a GenBank genome assembly. Lineage: Eukaryota; Viridiplantae; Streptophyta; Magnoliopsida; Aquifoliales; Aquifoliaceae.